This is a messenger RNA of Pyricularia grisea, 645 nucleotides long. RefSeq lists its product as uncharacterized. The coding region runs from base 1 to 645 and encodes 214 amino acids. The record is from RefSeq and is a predicted model, not a curated record. NCBI's taxonomy places the organism in Eukaryota, Fungi, Ascomycota, Sordariomycetes, Magnaporthales, Pyriculariaceae. The transcript has a single exon.
AUGUCAUCGAGGUCUGGCAUCUCGCCAACCGGGCAGCAGCAGCAGCAGUUCCCGGGAAAGCCGGGACCUGGGAUCGGAUCUUCGAGAGGGGAGGUUGAUUUUGGUUUUGGUGGAUUCAGAGGCAGCUCCAUGCCGUUUCAUUCACCUCAACAGCAUCUACCGCAACACCAGGAUCGGACUGGCACACCAACUCCGGCCACACCAUACUGCACGCUGACGCCCUACAUUCGCCGACUAGUGGCUAUGGGCCUGGACUCUGAAGGCAUGCUGCAUGGAUUCUUUGGUGACGACUGGAAGUCGGGGGUCGGGCCCUUUCACGAAGUGGAGAGGCGCAACUACUUGUUUGCCUCGAAGAGCGCCAAUUGGCUGCGCGUCAAGGCGAGCUACGACAUGGACGGCGGUCAGUACAUCCCAUACAUCAAGCCACUUCAAAAUGCUACCGAGGCCGAGAUCAAGUCCGCCGACAACAGCUGGAGUGAGUGGCUGCUCAUGCAGGAUUGGAUGGUUGGCCCAAGGGCCCCUGCCGACAUGGAAGAUAUUGGAUUUGGCGGUCAGCCGCAGCAGAGGCGCCAAAGCCACCAUCACCAUGGCCAGCAACGAGACGAGGGGGGUGCGAGGGUCCAUAUCAAGCGUGAGGAGGAAUGA